Messenger RNA from Zychaea mexicana, 906 nucleotides. RefSeq lists its product as uncharacterized. Lineage: Eukaryota; Fungi; Mucoromycota; Mucoromycetes; Mucorales; Lichtheimiaceae. The record is from RefSeq and is a predicted model, not a curated record. The transcript has 2 exons. The coding region runs from base 1 to 906 and encodes 301 amino acids.
AUGUACCAAGAGCUGGGUCUUUUAUGCGUUCUUUUCUUACCUGUUUUACUCAUUUACUUUUAUCGAUCGAAUGCACUUGAUGACGACAAUCAUGACAACAGUAACCGCGCAACAACCACCUCGACCACUAAAAAGUCCAAAAAGUCCAAAAAGAAGAAAGGCAAAGGAAAAGCGUCAUUAGACAGCAACAGCAGCAAGACGACAACGACAGACAAACAAUCUUUACCCAUAACUACAACAACUACGGCAACCACCGAUACCUCGCAUUCGCAACAAAAGGAUUCCAAGCGAUCGCCAUCUUUAGGAAAACAAUCUACACCAAGUCUUGAUGCACAGACAUCGCCUCUUAUGGACAGAGCGCCAGAAGCAAGUAACGAGCUCACAACUAAGGCAUCGACAAAGAGCGAUGGUACUAGCAAGGAGAAAAAGGAGUCAUUCGCUGCUGCUGCUACUGCUGCCGCUGACAAGGCAAAUGAGCCAUCAAGAGAAGUAGACAAACAUAUGGAUUUAACAGCAAGAUACUCGCGCGUCAUGCGAAUCACUACGGAGCCAGAAGAAGAAGAGUGGGAGCCAGUACCAUACGAGGAUGGAUGGGAGUCAAUUGAUUCAAGUAAAAAGCCAAUCUACUCUGCACCACGGACGCAAGAAGUAGCGUCAAAGAAACAACGCGAGAACCAGGCCAAAGCUGCCAAACGCAAAGAAGCCAAAGCUGCAGCAGAUGCAUUACAAGCAGAGCGGUUAAGACGGCAUCAGAAGGAACUGGAACGACGAAAGAUAAACGAGUUUUAUAGUACCGGUGCUGGCAAGAACACACCAUGGGGCAAAAAAGGACAGAAAGGAACAUCGUCCAAAACACCUACGGCCACAGCAGGUUUGAAUGAAAAGGGUCAAUUGAUUUGGGACUAG